Messenger RNA from Dermacentor silvarum, 927 nucleotides. RefSeq lists its product as uncharacterized. The transcript has 6 exons. Bases 70 to 591 code for a protein of 173 amino acids. NCBI's taxonomy places the organism in Eukaryota, Metazoa, Arthropoda, Arachnida, Ixodida, Ixodidae. The record is from RefSeq and is a predicted model, not a curated record.
AGCGGCGUAGCCGCGGGUGUUCGGUCAGCUUCUCUCCACUAUCAGCCCAGCGGAGCGACGUACGCAAACAUGGUGGCUUUCAAGGCAGCCCUCAUCCUCUGUGCGCUCGUCCUUCCGGCCUACGCCCAGACCGCAGGGGCCGAGCCUCCGCGCCCGGAAAUCAACUGGGGAAAAUGCCCCCAGCUGCAGCCAUCGAAGGAGGAAAGACAACAGAAGGCCCUAGUCAUUGACACUUGCCUCGAGAAGGUGCCCCUCCCCGACGUCGAGCACGCCAACGAGACCGUGAUCCAGCAGCACCGUGAGGAUGUCACCACCUGCGCUCUCCACAGCGAAGGAUGGUUCAACAAGAACGGCCAGUACCGCUUCGACCGUGCCAGGACCGAGAUCUUGAACAAGAAGCUGGCCGCCGAUGUGGAGCCCAAGGUGCUCGCCAAGCACGACGAGUGCAAGAAGGAGGCUGAGGAGAAGUUCGCCCACCAGUUUGUUGCUCAGGUGCAGCUGUACCAGGCUUGCAUGGAUUACCACAUCUCCCAGAUCUGUGGCAUCCAGAUCCAGGGCGGGCCCCAGGCUGGUGCGCCAGCCCAUGGUUAAGUCUCGCGCCGAGCCCCCGACUGACUCUGAGUUCUCAAAGCAACGUUGUGAUCUAAAUCAGCCCCGUGAAUCGUCAGCCUGGGCUCUUCAGUCAUUUCCUCGUUUCUGCCGACUUCCUGCUGAACCGCGACGCACCUCUGGCUUUUCUGUUUGUCUCACUUCGGACGCCGGCUUCCUUCUUCCUACUCGGCGUCACAACCAAAGGGGAAAUGCCACUCUGGAAUAAAACAAGCCCAUACGGACAAAGGAAGAGCGACAGUACACUAUCCCGGAAAGAAAAAUAGCGAAAGCCUGUAAGCUCAACAGUCGUCAAUAAAGAAGCCAUUCAUUUCCCCA